Messenger RNA from Colletotrichum chrysophilum, 1287 nucleotides. RefSeq lists its product as uncharacterized. The transcript has a single exon. The record is from RefSeq and is a predicted model, not a curated record. The coding region runs from base 1 to 1287 and encodes 428 amino acids. Lineage: Eukaryota; Fungi; Ascomycota; Sordariomycetes; Glomerellales; Glomerellaceae.
AUGGCGAGGUUACGAAAAUGCACACGAGCCACGCUGCUCUCGAUCCUCGUCGCUUCGGCUCACGCAGCCUCUCUCCCCUCCAUCUUCCAACGACAGUCGACAUGUGCAGCCGAAGGCUUCUCGCCCUGCAGCGGCAGCGGCUUGCCCUCGUCCUUCUGCUGCAAGUCGGGCUCGACAUGUAUCGCCCUGGCCGGCAACACCACCGUCCUCUGUUGUCCCGAGGGAAGCAACUGCGACCGCAUCACGCCCAUCAACUGCGCCGUCUCGUUGCAGGACCCCGACGCUCAUCCUGACGCCGUGAUCAAGACCACGGCUCUCAAGAGCAAGCUCCCGACGUGCGGCACGCAAUGCUGUCCGUUCGGCUACACCUGCAACGGCGCGAACCAGUGCGUGAAGGACGCGAACCAGACCCAGAAACCGACCACGGUGCCGGCUUCCGAGCUUCCCACGACCACGCCGGGUGCCACAUCCAGCGUGCCCAUCAGGAGCGUCACCGUGAUCCCAACAACCAUCGCGACCUCCUCCCCCGAAUCCACCGCAGCGUCUGCCUCCGCAACCUCGACCGCCACCGCGCCGGCCCAACAAGACGGCAACGGCGACAGCAAAGACGAGAACAACAACGGGAGCACGUUCCCGACAGCCAUCGUCAUCGGCGUCCUCUGCGGCGUCCUGGCGGGCGUGGGUCUCGGCGUCGCCCUCCUCCUCUUCCUUGCCCGUCGCCGCCGCCGCAACACAACCAUCCGAUCCGAAAAGAAGCGCAGCGGCGGCCCCCGUCCUUCGACGUCCACCUCCUCCUUCGGCAACAUCAUCUCGGACCCCAUCCCCAUCUCAGACGCGGCCAACCGCACCGACUUCAUCCUCAAGACACCCUCCACCGUCCACUCGCACAACUCCCGCACCGGCUGGAGCGUCUACAACCACUCCCGCAACUCCUCCUCCACCGCCACGACGCUCGCCGCGCACCAGCAGCCCCCGAUCGGCCUGGCCAGGAGCGACUCCGUGAAGCCGCGCACCCCGCCGGAUCGCACACCGGAGCGCGCCGGGAUCCCCGUCCCGCCGAUCCGCGGCAUGCGUCCGAACUCGGGGCGGCGCCCGCCCGGCGCGCAGAACCCCCUGCUCCCGCGCGAGCCGAGCAGCGAGAGCAUCAACGUCUUCGCGGACCCGCGCACCGUCCUGCGACCCGGGCACAAGAGGCUGACGUCCUUCACGGAGAUGAUGGAGGAGGCCGAGCUGGGCGACGUGCGGCGCGGCAAGCCCUAUGUGCCGCAGACCCCGAGGCAAGUCUGA